Molecule: messenger RNA, 1430 nt
Organism: Vitrella brassicaformis
Lineage: Eukaryota; Vitrellaceae
Source: the annotation of a GenBank genome assembly
UUUAUUUCUCUCUCGCUCACUAUAUGGCAAAUCCAGACAGACACACGAGCGCUACACGUACCAAAUUAACAGAGCUACCAUGCCGACUGCACGGCCGGCUUUACGGCCCUCUCGAGCACCAUACCUCUCAGAUCGGCAGCCGUCACAAGCGACAUGUCAGCAUACACCCCCUCAGCGCCGUCAAACACCUGGUCCCCCGUCGAGUGUGUGUGGGUGAUGACGCACUUCAUGUCGGCCUGCAGGGCCGCCUGCAGACCGAUCAGGCUGUCCUCGAUCACCAGGCAUCGCGACGGCGGGAUGGCCAGCCUUUCGGAGGCGGCGUGGUAUAUCUCGGGGUGUGGCUUCCUGUGCGUCACGUCGUCGCCUGCCAAGAUGAGAUCGAACCUCGAUAACAGAUCCUGCCAGACACAGCAGAACAGAACAUUCAAAACACAAACAGGCAGCCCUGUUUGUGUGCUUGCGGGGUUCCCUUCCUGCUUUGUUCGCCCGCACCUUUCCCAGAAGGUUCUCCAGCACGAACAGGCAUGACGACUUGGUGCUUGCAGAGCAUAUGGCCAGCUUGGUGCCAGGCGUCCUCAUCGCCUCCUCCAUCACACGCAGCACUCCCGGCCGCGGCUGCGCCGUCCCCUCAGAGAUAAAGCUCUUGUAGAUGAUUGUCUUCCUGUCCUGCAGCGUCUUGAGCAUCCCUUCACGACCGUCUGUGUCUGCCGGUGGUGGGCCGAGAGUGGAGGAUGGCCAGCCGUUCUCGGUGAAGUAGUGGCGCAUCUUGGGGAUGCCGCCGCCUAUCAUAUUCUGCAGGACGUCGUAGUACUCGGGCGUCCACUCAUACGGUAUCGCGAACUCCUGCACACACCCACACAAAAGGACGAAGGGUGGACGACCACGCCGGCGUGCCAUCGUAUGCCAUCCUUCUCACCCGAAACAUGGCGUUGUAAGCGUCUCGAUGCAGGCCUUCAGACUCGAUAAUAACGCCGUCGCAGUCGAAGAUCAAAGCCCACUCAUCGCUGGCUUGUGAUGCACCGCCACUCAUGACGCUCGCAGAUAAUGGGCGUUGUCUUAGAGAGGCGCUCGGCAGCCGCAGUUUCCUCUGGCUGUGUGUUGGUCUUGACGAAAGCAGAAACGAGUGCGCAGGGAGCGGCGAGAAGAAGACGAUAGCCAGUAGAGAAGUGAUGAAGGGAAGCGGCAGCGUGGACGCCAUCCUGCAGGAAGGCGAGAGAGAACAGCAGUGCAGCGCAAGGAAGAAAGCCAGUAGCUUAAAGCCAGCAAGGGCUCCUACACCUUUGUCGGCUCAGAUGCACCGGAGAGAUCACGAAGGCUCUUCACGGGACUGACUCAUAGCCGCGUUUGGACAGAUCUCUCAUCACCAGGUACUGAGUGAGUUGGAAGACCUGCAGAAACUUUUCCUUCGAAACUGUCGAUUGCGAGCUCAU